This is a messenger RNA of Coregonus clupeaformis (lake whitefish), 1670 nucleotides long. RefSeq names its product diencephalon/mesencephalon homeobox protein 1-A-like. The coding region runs from base 203 to 1381 and encodes 392 amino acids. The record is from RefSeq and is a predicted model, not a curated record. Lineage: Eukaryota; Metazoa; Chordata; Actinopteri; Salmoniformes; Salmonidae. Gene Ontology annotation, molecular function: RNA polymerase II transcription regulatory region sequence-specific DNA binding; DNA-binding transcription factor activity, RNA polymerase II-specific. Gene Ontology annotation, biological process: regulation of transcription by RNA polymerase II. The transcript has 5 exons.
CCCGACACUCUCUAACGACAGGAGAGUGAGAGCACCGCGCGCAGAAAACGGACUACAGUAUUCCUGAGGAGUAUUCCGGAUUUAACAGCACGGAAUUGAGAAGUAACAUACAAGGUGAUACUUUGAAAGCUAAUAUUCCAUUUGAAAACAGCCGGACAUAGGCUAUAGGCCACGGGCGGUGUUCGUAAGAGGUGACGCAGCCAUGCAGCACUACGGAGUGAAUGGAUAUUCUCUCCACGCCAUGAACUCACUAAGUGCCAUGUACAAUCUUCACCAGCAGGCGGCGCAGCAUGCCCAGCACGCGCCCGACUACCGGCCGUCCGUGCACGCGCUCACGCUGGCAGAGAGACUGGCUGACAUAAUCCUGGAGGCCCGGUAUGGCUCCCAGCACAGGAAGCAGCGGCGCAGUCGCACGGCCUUCACUGCCCAGCAGCUGGAGGCUCUGGAAAAGACCUUCCAGAAGACCCACUACCCUGAUGUGGUGAUGCGCGAACGCCUGGCCAUGUGUACCAACUUACCAGAGGCCCGUGUACAGGUGUGGUUCAAGAACCGCCGCGCCAAGUUCCGCAAGAAGCAGCGCAGCCUCCAGAAGGAGCAGCUCCAGAAACAGAAGGAGGCCAACAGAGAGGGAGGUGACGAGGAAGAGGCCAAGACCACCGACCCCUCCACCCAGACCACUCCAUAUCCCUCCUCCUCCUCCUCCUCCCUCUCGGAGACCAUGCGACCCCAGCCUGCGGAGAUGAGUGUGGAGGUGAAUGUCACCUCCCCGGAGGCCUCGGACAGCGAGUCGGCUGCGGAGGACAACGGUGAGGGAGAGGAGGAGCUGAAGUGGGAGAGGCUGCAGGAGGACACGCAGCAGCAGCAUCAGCAUCAGAGGGAGGUGCAGCAGGGGGGUGCAGGACUGCAGCCAGGAGGAGGAUCCCCAUCCUGCAAACGCCUCAGCCCCACACCAGACUCUCCCUCCCUCCCCUCCUCCAGCGGUGGCAUGGGCAGCAGUUGUGUGUCCCAAGGCUCCUAUGCCUCGUCCCCCCUCAGCCUCUUCCGCCUGCAGGAGCAGUUCCGCCAGCACAUGGCUGCCACCAACAACAUGGUCCACUACCCCUCCUUCGACAUGGGUACCCCCUCCUCCCUGCCCUAUCUGGGCAUGAACGUCAACAUGCCCUCCCCCCUGGGCUCUCUGCCCUGCCAAUCCUACUACCAGUCCCUGUCCCAGGCGUCCAUUUCCCAGGCCCAGCAGGUGUGGAACAGCCCCCUGGCGGGUCUCCAGGCCCCUCCAGGCAGCCUGCCCAGCCUCAACAGCAAGACCACCAGCAUUGAGAACCUGCGUCUGAGGGCCAAGCAGCACUCUGCCUCCCUGGGCCUGGACACGCUACCCAACUGACCCCCAGACUGACACCCCCCAGGGCAGGGCAGCUACCUGGGACACAGUCAGAUGUUAUGACCCCUUCUACUGACCUCAUUACUGACUGGACAUUACAGACACUGUAUCAGUUUUGUACACUGGGACUGCAUGGGACUGGAGAUUAGAUCAGUACCCUACCGGACACUACUUAUUUGACCCCAUUGCAGGUUAGAUGCAUAGACCCAGUGCAAUCUCACUACUAUACUGAACAAAAACAUAAACGCAACAUGUAAAGUGUUGGUCCUGUGUUUCAUGAGCUGAAAUAAAA